AUGGCAUUUCUCUUUAAGAGAAACCCUAAGACCCCAAGCGAGCUCGUUAGGGCCCUUAACGACAAUAUUGUUAAGUUUGACGCUGCCUCAGACCGUAAGAAGGUUCAGGAUGAGGCCGCUAGGCUCUUGACGCAGAUGAGACUCGUACUUCAUGGGGAUGAAGAUAUGGAACCACAACCAGAUUUGAUAGCACAAUUAGCCCAUGACAUCUACCAGACUGAUUUGCUCUACUAUUUGAUCUUGAAUUUACACUAUUUGGAGUUUGAUUCUAGAAAGGACGUCUCUACACUGUUUUCGACCCUUUUGCGAAGGCAGAUUGGUAACAGGUCCCCAACGGUGGAUUACCUCUUGGGUAAGCCGAAGAUUAUCACUGCGUUGAUAAAGGGACCAGAAGUGCCUGAAAGCUGUCUGAUAACCGGCGCAAUCUUAAGAGACUGUAUCAAGUUCGAAGCGUUGACCAAGAUGGUGUUGCAAGACCCUGCGGUGUGGAAGUUGUUCGAUUUUAGCUCGAAAGGGACCUUUGAAAACAUGACUGACUCCUUCCAAACACUAAGCGAUUUAUUAUCAGUGCAUAAGAAGUUGGCCGCAGAAUGGUUGGUGAACAAUAACGAUCACUUUACACUCCAGAUAAACAAGCUCAUCAGCUCGAACAACUACGUUACGAAGAGACAGUCCAUAAAGUUGCUUUCAAAUUUGAUAUUAACCAGGCAAAACUCUCAAUUCAUGAACCAGUACGUGAAUAGCGCACAGAAUUUGAAACUCGUUAUGAUCUUGCUCAGUGACAAGUCUAAGAACAUCCAAUUGGAGAGCUUCAACGUCUUUAAAGUAUUUGUGGCUAACCCCAAAAAGUCAAAGACAGUGCUGGACAUCUUGAUCAAGAACAGGGACAAGUUGAUCAUUUUCUUUGACAAUUUUAACUUUGCCGAGCGUAAAGAUGAUCCACAGUUUAAAGAAGAGAAAGAGUUCGUGGUCCAGCAGAUUACAGAUCUACCAAAGAUUGUCACCACACCAAGUGGAACAUCAGGAACGAAUAGUGGGACUACAACACCUGGGGGGAAGAUUUAA
Messenger RNA from Williopsis jadinii, 1065 nucleotides. It is a transcript of the gene HYM1, whose product is annotated as Hym1p. Lineage: Eukaryota; Fungi; Ascomycota; Saccharomycetes; Phaffomycetales; Wickerhamomycetaceae. Gene Ontology annotation, molecular function: protein serine/threonine kinase activator activity. Gene Ontology annotation, biological process: intracellular signal transduction. The transcript has a single exon. The record is from RefSeq and is a predicted model, not a curated record. The coding region runs from base 1 to 1065 and encodes 354 amino acids.